Daldinia vernicosa is the source of this 1270-nucleotide messenger RNA. RefSeq lists its product as uncharacterized. The record is from RefSeq and is a predicted model, not a curated record. Lineage: Eukaryota; Fungi; Ascomycota; Sordariomycetes; Xylariales; Hypoxylaceae. The coding region runs from base 196 to 927 and encodes 243 amino acids. The transcript is spliced from 2 exons.
UUCGUUCCAGACGAUUCCAACCUCUACAUAACAUACAAAUAUACAUAUUAGGAUUUAUACUUUAUACUAGUUAAUUCAAAACAAUACCAAUCUCUGUCUUGUCUUGUCUCUGCGAUUUUAUUUAUUUAGCAAUUUAAGUUUUAUUGAUCUUCACUCACUUUCGUCCCUCAGAUUUAAAUCAUUUGAGAACGAUAUAUGAUGAGCUCCGAUAGAGCUUUACGAGGAAGUUGCCAUUGCGGCAGGAAUCAGUACACGAUCCUGAUACCCGGGGGUUCACCGGCAGGAGCUCAGGUCCUCUUUGAUUCGACUACAAGCCACAGAAUCUCAUCAGCGACACCUCUCUCGGCCUUCCUUCGAGUUCCGCUUUCAUGGUACCAUAGCCAAACAUUUCCAUUCUUUCCCGACGAGUCUCGGGCUAAUAUUAAACGUGCCUAUUCCCACCCCGCUGAACAAAAUGCUAUGCGACAGUUCUGUGGGUUCUGCGGCACUCCCUUGUCGUAUUGGUCCGAAGAACCCAGGAGUGAGGCCGACUAUAUUCAAUUGACGCUGGGUAGCCUCUUAACCGAGGACCUUCGUGACCUGGAGGAUCUAGGCCUGAUUCCCGACGAAUCCGAAUUGGAUUCUAUGGUUAUUAAACCUACUCAUGCAUCCAACCAAGACUCGCAAUUGAUCGGACGGGAAGUAGCUGGUAUUCCAUGGUUUGAAAGUAUGAUUUUAGGUAGUCGUCUGGGCAACAUACGUACUACAAAAAGUGUCAGGGAAAGUCGAGACGGCAAGACUCGAGUCGAAUACGAAAUCACAGAAUGGACGGGAGAUGAUGCGGCAGGGAACGAAGCAGGACAGACGGUACUAUUCUAUGAAUCGCCUACGACGGGUAAGAGAAAACGAGGAGUGGUUGAUGAAGGAGAGGGCGGGAAUAUUGCCUAGGGCAUCACUUUGAUCGCUCGGUCGCCGUACAUGCGGCCGAUCGAGUCUACCCGCUACCGGAUGAUACAACUAUAAAGCAUUAGCGAGAAAGAAAGAUCGGUUCGAAAUAGGAUAAGUAUUGCAUCCGUCGGAAAUGCGCUCACUUCCUCCUGAGUUCUCUAGUUAGCGGCUGGCAGUGCCUUUCAUUCCUGCAACGCGGCGACUAGAUACGUGAAUCUUAUGUUGAAGCCCUCAUUAUAUACAAGGAUACACAUUAAUGAUCUGUCAAUGAGAUCCGAUAUUCCGUCUACAUGAGAAGAUAAGUUGUAUCGAGUAGGGAAUUGACUCGGCCAGGGAAUUGGGU